This is a messenger RNA of Schistocerca piceifrons (Central American locust), 1661 nucleotides long. RefSeq names its product phosphatidylcholine:ceramide cholinephosphotransferase 2-like. The record is from RefSeq and is a predicted model, not a curated record. Gene Ontology annotation, molecular function: sphingomyelin synthase activity; ceramide cholinephosphotransferase activity. NCBI's taxonomy places the organism in Eukaryota, Metazoa, Arthropoda, Insecta, Orthoptera, Acrididae. Gene Ontology annotation, cellular component: Golgi membrane; endoplasmic reticulum membrane. Gene Ontology annotation, biological process: sphingomyelin biosynthetic process; ceramide biosynthetic process. The coding region runs from base 78 to 1328 and encodes 416 amino acids. The transcript is spliced from 7 exons.
UGAACGGCCAGGCGCGACUGCGGCCGCACGCGUGGGACAGCGGCGGCGACUCGCGGCGUCCAGGGACAGCAGCCACCAUGAAGCCCAGGAUGGUUUUGGACCCUAAGAACAGCCACAACGAUUAUGGCAGUUUUCAUAGCCCUGGUGUUCAAGGAAGCCCACAUCACGCUAUAGACGUAGAAAGUUCUUCUCAUCAAGUGAAUGAUGAUACUACAGUCCUUCACAGCGAGAGUGAGAGUUCCCGCCUAGCUCCUGAUAUGACACAGUCUGAUCUUUAUCAGCGACAGCCCCUACUCCCACCAUCAGCAAAAAAUGAUUCGUGGUCUGGGAGUGGGAAAGGCAGUGUACUCCAUUCACCAUCCAGUGAAUACUACGAUGUGGAAGAUAAGACUGAGGGUCUGUCCAUUCACAGAAAUGGUAGCCUUUCAAAUGGCAUCGUCAAGAUCGACGUACCACCACCUCUCCGUGAAGAACCUAGGUUCCCAAAGGAGAAAUGGAAAACAUUUGUUGCAUUUCUAAUGUUAGUGGUGAAUUUCAUAAUCACCACUGCAACUCUGGCAUUGGUGCAUGAACGUGUACCUGAUAGAGAUAAAUAUGGACCACUACCAGAUAUAUUCCUGGAUAACGUCAAGGCUGCAGAUUGGGCCUUAGAUGUCUCCGAAAUCCUUAUUAUGAUCUCUACAAACACUGCUUUCAUAGUUCUUAUCUUCCACAAACACAGGUAUAUCGUGAUGCGGCGUGUCUUCAUGAUCCUUUCCUUGUUGUACCUGCUGCGUUCCAUCACGAUGUUUGUGACAGUCCUUCCUGUAGCCAGCACAACAUAUUACUGUUCACCUAAAGCCAAUGCUACAAAUGGGUACAUAGUGGCUCAGAGGGUGUGGCAGUUGAUAUCUGGUUUUGGGCUUUCUAUUAAUGGAAAGCACACUUAUUGUGGUGACUACAUUUACAGUGGGCACACUGUCAUUCUUACCAUGAGUUACCUCAUUAUUGCAGAAUAUUCACCAAAGCGCUGCUUCCCCGUUCAUUGGAUUUCGUGGGUUGUUUCUGUCGUUGGGGUUAUUAUGGUGCUUGUUGCUCAUGGGCAUUAUGCUGUUGAUGUUAUUAUAGCGUACUAUGUUACUACAACUUUGUUCUGGAUGUAUCACACUUUGGCAAACAAUGCUAAUUUGAAGCAAAAUGGACCAAACAAUUUCCUUGCAAGGUUGUGGUGGUUCCCAGUGUUCCGGUAUUUCGAAAAGAAUGUCGGAGGGCCAGUUCCGCGGCAAUAUGAGUGGCCCCUGCCUUGGCCGAGAUGGUGCCAUGGCAAGCACCCCAACAGGAACAGUUAGUGAUUACUACAAAACUGUUUUGUAUACCAGUGUGCUUGCAUUGUUUCAUCAUGCACAAUUCAGGGAACAGUGUAAAUUUGGUGAAAUAUUUAUUUCAACUCAACGGCUGGAAUACUUUAAAAACAUUUUAUAUGUGAGAGAGUGACUUUUUAAGUGAAAGACUGAAAACGCAAAGGGAAAUAUAUAAACAUGAGCGACAAGGAUUCUAGGAACAUUAGUAUUAUUCAGCAGUAACUGGCUCUUGUGUACUGUUCCUGUAUAUUUUGCGUGUGCCGCCGUGUUCCUAUUUUGUAAUAAUUUAUUGAAAUAAAAAAAGAAAAAAAAACUGUUAAA